GACGCAGUUCGCGCCCAAACGGUGGUGAGAGCGCACGGAGCGCUCUACAUAGAAAGUUUAAUAAAAUAAUUUUAAUUAAUAACAAAAUAUAGUGCUCGUGAAGUUUAAUAAUCUCAAAAUGGCACGAGGGAUACUUUUCAUAUGUGGUAUUUAUUUAUUAUGCUGGCAAGCCGACGGCAAUGAAAAUAACAAAUAUGACGAUUACUUACUCUUACGAUUAUACCCUAAAGCCAGCAAAGAAAUUGACAUAUUAAAUAACUUAGAGAAGAGUAUAGAGGGCAUAGAAAUUCUCAAAAAAAGUAGGAGCUUCAAUGAUACCACCGAUAUUUUGGUGCCUCCAAAUCAGUUGGCAUUUAUACGAGAUAUAGCCCAUGAAAAUGGUAUAACAUUUGACGUGAAGGAAAAUUACGGCAGGACAUUCGACCCAGCAGAAAGAACUCCAAGGAGAAGAAUCUUGCGAGGCUUCGAUGUGUUUGAAUAUCACUCAUAUGCCGCCAUGCAAGAACAUUUAGAUAUGUUAACAAAACGACACCCAGAAUUAAUAAGCAUGCAAACACUGGGAGAGAGCUACCAAAGGCGGAGAGUGAGACUCGUUAAAAUUUCCUCAAAUCCGAAAGCAGGAAAUCCCAUUAUUUUCAUUGAUGCUGGUAUCCACGCCCGCGAGUGGGUGGCGCCCGCGAUGGCGAUGUACCUCGUGCACCGGCUGGUCAACGACCCGGACGCGCGGCGGGACCUCGCUGGCGUCGACUGGUACAUACUGCCCGUGGUCAACCCUGAUGGGUAUGAGUAUACGCGCGCUAAUAAAGUGAAUCGUCUCUGGAGAAAAACCCGUUCCAAAAACACGGUGUACGGCUGUUUUGGUGUCGAUGGCAACCGCAACUAUGGUUACAAGUGGGCGGUCAGCGGGGUCUCUAAGAACCCUUGCGACCAGGAAACAUACGCCGGACCCAAACCCUUUUCCGAGCCAGAGACGCAAAUGGUCCGUAACGUCAUGAUGGAAUACGGGAAAAGGAUAAAGCUAUACGUGUCCUUACACAGCUAUGGACAAUAUCUUGUGUAUCCUUGGGGAUACACCGGAGAUUUCCUGCCUAAGGAAUGGCAGAAAUUAGAUUCUUUAGCACGAAUGGUCUCGAAUGCUGUGGAAAAUGCUGGUGGACAACCUUUUAGGGUAAUGAGCGCUGGUAAAUGGUAUCCUGCUGCGGGUGGUAGUGAUGACUUCGCGUUUGGAGCUAUCGGUGUCCCAUAUUCAUAUACCAUGGAACUAACAGAUGGUUAUGAGUUCUUAUUCCCAGAACGACUCCUGCAUACAGUUUUCCCUCAGUAUUAUGAAGGUUUCAAGGUCUUCGCCACACAAAUAAAGAAUGAAUUCGCGCCAACUAGACAUAAAAAGAGAAUAACCGGCCCAGCCCAUUGACUCUAUAUGCUAAACUAAAUAAAAAGAAAAAUCGAAAAACUU
Messenger RNA from Colias croceus (clouded yellow), 1456 nucleotides. RefSeq names its product carboxypeptidase B-like. Gene Ontology annotation, molecular function: metallocarboxypeptidase activity; zinc ion binding. The record is from RefSeq and is a predicted model, not a curated record. The coding region runs from base 119 to 1414 and encodes 431 amino acids. NCBI's taxonomy places the organism in Eukaryota, Metazoa, Arthropoda, Insecta, Lepidoptera, Pieridae. The transcript has 7 exons. Gene Ontology annotation, biological process: proteolysis.